CGAGGUGUCUCAGCAAAAUAGGUUGGUAGAAUGCAAAAAUUGUCAUAUGUUCUUGAAAUCACUAGAGAUCUCUUGUGUUUCUGAUCGCUGCUUCGGUCGAGCUUUAAAUUUAUAAAGUUGAAGCGCACUCAAUAGUCAAUCCUAACAAGGACAAGAAUAACCAAGCCAGGGAUGUUGAUGACUCGAUAUUUGCACAUGUUUUUGUCCAUCAUUCUUAUACUGCUUGAGGCUCGGAUCUCGGGUUUUAACCCGAUUUUACACAAGGUUGUUCUUGUUUAUGACAUUUCAGGUCCUAAUGCGUGAAUGAAGGUUUGAGAACGAGUUCGGAGUCGAUUGGGCAGUGUAGGGAUGAGCGAUAGAGAGCAAACGAGUUGCACGGCCAGUGCGGGAAGACGCACGGCCGUACAUGGUGGCCGUGGAAGCGAAGAUGCGCGGCCAGGGUGUGCACGAUCGUGCAUGACUUAUUUUCUGCUCGUGAUGAAUUCUGCGAGAAGCUGCACGGCAAGGCAUCGCAUUGCACGGGCCGUGCAAUGGAUGCACGGGCAGCCAAGGAUGUUGCACGACCGUGCGGCCUGACCGUGUAAUCGUGGAUAGUUGCAUUUUAACACAAUUUCGGAUUUUGGAGAGGAGAGCUGGGUUUUGGAUCCCAAACACCCACGAGACGAACCCUAGAGAGAGAGCAACUUGGGAUCAUUCUUGGAGCUAUUUUAUAGGAUUUCUUCACCAUUGGAGCUUGGGAAUCAAGCUUGGAGAUGGAGAUUGAAAAUCUAGAUCAGAUUUCUGCAUUCUCUCUCUUCUCUAUGGAGUAACUACCCUUCACUUAGGUUUUGAGGAACCCUAGCCAUGUUUGUUUGAUUGAAUGAUUAUAUGAGUACUCUUACUUGAUAAUCUUGAGUUCAUAUUCAAUCUGUGGAUGUUUUCAUGAUUCAAUUCUGCUUUAGUCGACAUUAUUGAUUCUGCUCUGAUCCUAUGAGAGCGAAUACCUGAUUAAGUCAAUAGAGCACCAUAGAUUGAUAGUAUUCGAUUUAUUGCUUUAGUCGAGGGUCGAUUCACCACUUUGUAUCGAUUGAGAAUCUCAUUCGAUAGAGGGAACCUAGUUCAGAACGCGUUGAUCAGUUGUUCUAUAGAAGGAUACGUCCCUCUAGGCAAUUGACUCAAGAGGCGGGCAUGAGUGAGGAGAUGCAAGCUAAUCUUAUUAAAAAGAUUGCAUGGAGACUUGCUCUCCUAUCCGUGCUAGAAAAAGAAGAGCAAGAACGGAUGAGGAAAGAAGUUGUGGAGAAUGAAGGAGGUAAAUUAGAGGAAUUUCUUGAUCUUUUCCAAGGGGAGGAAUCAAAUAAUGAGGACAUAAGGGGAUUUGAAGAUGCAAUAGGCGUUCAGACGGAGGAUGAAGUUGAGGUGGAAGAGGCUUGCACCAGCCAUGAGUUACAAGUGAUAUCUCCACCAAACUUCGAGAAGCUGCUUGGAAAGGACCCAUUUGCAGUGUCUCUUUGCCAGAGCAAGGCCACAUAGACAUCGGUCCCUCUUGGUGGACGUUAUGGUGGUCAGUUGAUGAUGUCACAUCUUGUUUGGGGAAAUGAGACAAGAGAGGAAGAAAAGAAGAGGUCUCGCGGUUGGAGACUUUAUAUUCAUCAAGUAAACGCGCCUACAUCACCUAUCAUACCAAAUGCUCGUGACUUGAGACUCCGCCUCAUCGACGAGAACCUUAAAUUCAAGGAGGUUCUAGCAUGGACCGAAACUUAAGAGCCAUCGUCCGGUUCACGACGAGAAAGAAGCGCUUGUUGGGAGGCAACCCAGCCAUGGUGAAGUCUCUAUCUCCAACCCUUCGAAAGUGAUUUGUUUGAUCAAUGGUAGCGAUGUGAUGCAAUGGUGAAGGGCUAGUUGAAAACAACCAUGAGCAAGGAGAUAUGUACAAGUGUUCGCUUUGCUCGAACGACUUGAGAGAUAUGACUAGAUCUCAAAGUUUGUUUUGGUCAAGGGAGUGGGCUCAGACUCUAUGAGUUGUGUGCACCAUCAGUAUGGUUGCAAGAGGAAAAAUCCAAUGUUUCUAGCUUUUAUACGAAGCUACAUGGUCUUUGGAUGAAAUCUAGUCGAUUUUUCCUACUCCCGAAUGUCAUUGUGGUGGUUGUAAUUGUGAUGUCAAACGUGAAACCAAGAACAGUGAGAAUUUGUAUGAUUUUCUAGAUCCGGGAGGCACGAGAAGUUUGACUGUGCAACUUUGGAUGUGGACCGUAUGGUGCUCAUGUCGUACCCAUAGUAACACAUGAAGAUUAGGUAGUGUGUCGUCUCCGUCUCUUACAUAAGCCCUGAGUUGAGCGAUCCCCUUGGAUAGGGAAGGAGAGAGAGAUCACAAGUGAUUUCCAAACCUACCUCCGACCCAACUUUAAUCGCUAGUUCAAAAAAAAGAUGACGUGUACAGUAUUCGGGUUGGUUGACACUAUUUUCACCCUUAAAAGGGUUGUCAUGCUAUCCUACGCCCUCGACAUAGUUCAAGCUUUGGUAUAGAAGUAAACAGUAAUUUCUUGUCAUUAACCAGUGAGUCCCCAAUAAUUCGAGUUAUUAAGAGAAGGUUAUUAUGGACCUUAUAUCACUCUCUAACACGUCCCUUCAAAUCAACGCUAACCCAUGAGCUUGAAGUUUGCACAGGCGAUCACCAUACCUUGUGCUUUAAUCAACUAUUAAUAUUGGG
Molecule: messenger RNA, 2686 nt
Organism: Linum trigynum
Lineage: Eukaryota; Viridiplantae; Streptophyta; Magnoliopsida; Malpighiales; Linaceae
Source: the annotation of a GenBank genome assembly